AUGCGUACGUUGAAGGGAUUACUUACCAUAGUCGAAUGUAGCUCUGAAGAGUCAUGGCAGGAACAAUUGGGUGAUAUACAGCUUGCUCUGAACAGUACACAUUCUAGAGUGACUGGAUAUACACCAUUAGAAUUGAUGUUUGGCAUACAAGGGAGCUCCUUGGAAAUAGCCAGAAUAUCAUCAAAUUCCAACGAUCCAAUUAGAAUAGAUCUCGAAACAGCGCGUUCUAAUGCCUCUGACAAUAUUAAAAAAAACAGCUCAAUCGGAUGCUCUGCGUUACAACCGUGGAAAAGCAAAGUCCUCAAAAAUGAUAGGUAUGAGCUAAUGCACAUUAAUGGUUCGAAUAGGAUGUACAAAUACGCACACGAAAAUUUGCGUGAAGUUCCUCGUGGUUCGUUAGGUCUGUUAGAAGUUUCUGAGAAUUUUGACACUGAAGAUGACGUGACGGCGUGUGAAAGCCAUUAUCUUGUUCAUGAAACUAAUCCUCAAACUGAUAAUCAGGAGCUGAAGGGUUAUGAUAAACCGGACCAGCAGGAUCUGAAGGGUUAUAAUAAACCGGACCAGCAGGAUCUGAAGGGUUAUGGUAAACCGGACCAGACUUGA
Messenger RNA from Leptosia nina, 603 nucleotides. Lineage: Eukaryota; Metazoa; Arthropoda; Insecta; Lepidoptera; Pieridae. The record is from the annotation of a GenBank genome assembly.